AUGGACCAGGAGGACAAGUCGAAGGAGGCCGGCAGCAAGUACCGCGGCGUGCGGAGGCGGCCGUGGGGCAAGUUCGCGGCGGAGAUCCGGGACCCCGAGCGCGGCGGCUCCCGCGUCUGGCUCGGCACCUUCGACACCGCCGAGGAGGCCGCGCGGGCGUACGACCGCGCCGCAUUCGCCAUGAAGGGCGCCGUCGCCGUGCUCAACUUCCCCGGGGAGGCCGGCCGGACCCGGACGAGCAGCGCCGGCUCCUCCUCCUCCGCCGCCGCCACACCACGGCCAGCUCCGGCGACGGCUACGGACAAGGUGGAGCUGGUGUACCUCGACGACAAGGUCCUCGACGACCUCCUCGCGGAGGACUACAGCUACCACAACAAGAACUACUGA
Oryza brachyantha (malo sina) is the source of this 387-nucleotide messenger RNA. Its product is annotated as ethylene-responsive transcription factor ERF096-like. Gene Ontology annotation, biological process: ethylene-activated signaling pathway; regulation of DNA-templated transcription. Bases 1 to 387 code for a protein of 128 amino acids. The transcript has a single exon. Gene Ontology annotation, molecular function: DNA binding; DNA-binding transcription factor activity. Lineage: Eukaryota; Viridiplantae; Streptophyta; Magnoliopsida; Poales; Poaceae. The record is from RefSeq and is a predicted model, not a curated record.